Molecule: messenger RNA, 1551 nt
Organism: Pisolithus orientalis
Lineage: Eukaryota; Fungi; Basidiomycota; Agaricomycetes; Boletales; Pisolithaceae
Product: acyl-CoA dehydrogenase/oxidase
Exons: 12
Coding region: 1-1551 (516 amino acids)
Molecular function (GO): acyl-CoA dehydrogenase activity; flavin adenine dinucleotide binding
Source: RefSeq, a predicted model, not a curated record
AUGUCACCAACUCACCUGAAAGAAUUCACCCUCGAGGAGGUCGCAGAGCACAACAAGGAAGGAGACCUGUGGGUUGUAAUCGAUUCCAAAGUUUAUGAUUUGUCCCGGUUCGCCAACCUUCACCCUGGAGGGCCAGAUGUGUUACUUGCAAGCGGUGUGGCCGGGAAAGAUGCUACCACAGCUUUCUUUGGUUUGCAUCGUCACGAAGUUCUUCGUUCCCAGUAUGCGCGCCUUCAAAUCGGCUCCAUCCGUGGCCAAGAGGAACACAUCAAAUCACCAGAACCAGGAGCCAUCUCUCACGUUCCUUACGCUGAGCCUACCUGGCUUACCCCUGGCUUCCAUAGCCCAUACUACAGUGACAAUCACAGACGCUUUCAUCAUGCGGUGCGUGCCUUCUUCAUGAAGGAACUUUACCCGGAAGCCUUGCGUUGUGAAGAGAGCGGAAAACGUAUAUCCCAAGAAAUGGUGGACAAGCUCAGUAAGUUGAACUUUUUGGCAAUGCGGCUGGGUCCAGGAAAGUAUCUCAAGGGUCUUACGCUCAUGGGUGGGAUCGUCAAACCUGAAGAAUUUGACUAUUUCCAUGAGCUCAUACUAAACACCGAACUUGCCCGUUUCGGAACUCGAGGAUUUGUUGAUGGCCUACUCAACGGUGGGGUCAUUGCUCUACCCCCAAUCUUCAACUACGGUACACCGGAACUUCAAAUGCAGUACGUUCCAGACAUACUCGCAGGCAAGAAGUAUAUCGCUCUGGCAAUCACGGAGGCAUUUGCAGGCAGUGAUGUUGCAGGCGUGCAGACCACAGCAGCACGUGAGGGAAAUGAAUGGGUCAUUACUGGAACAAAGAAGUGGAUCACAAACGGGACAUUCGCGGAUUAUUUCACGACGCUUUGUCAGACAGACUCUGGUCCGACAGUUAUUCUGGUUCCCCGCUCUUCCACAGUGUCCACAAAGCCUGUCAAGACAUCCUACUCUGCGACUGCUGGCACCGCCUACGUCACAUUCUCUGGCGCGCGUGUACCCGUGUCACACACGCUUGGCGGAGUUGGACAAGGUCUGCGUGUCAUUCUAUCUAACUUCAAUCACGAACGGUGGAUGGUCGUUGGGACGAGCCUCGGUGCGCAGCGACUCGUCGUCGAGGAAUGCCUGAAAUGGACAGAUCAGCGUAUGGCGUUUGGGAAGCCACUCAAUGCACAGCCAGUCAUACGCGCGAGACUCGCACUCAUGAUCGAACGAGUCGAGGCAUGUCAAUCCUGGGUUGAAAAUAUAACCUACCAAAUGAACCAUAUGACGUACGCAGAGCAGUCGGACAAGUUGGCUGGGCCAAUUGCCCUCCUAAAACAGUUCGUAUCUCGUUCGGGUCGCGAGACCGCAGAAGAUGCAACCCAAAUCUUUGGUGGGCGGGGCAUCACAGUAGGAGGGAUGGGCAAAGUCAUCGAAAAUUUCCACCGGACUUCACCAUUCGAUGCUAUUCUUGCAGGGGCCGAAGAUGUGUUGGGUGAUCUUGGUGUCCGCCAGGCCGUCCGCAAGAUGCCCAAGAACGCAAAACUGUAA